AUGGUCGAUUCUCUGUGUUCCUACUGUCAAAUUUUUGGCAAACCUUCAACACAAAUAAAUUUCAUUAUUCUCGCUGGUGGGCCAGAUACAACUGCCUAUGAACGAAUAAAAUAUUUCAUACAAAACUAUUCACAAACUAACACGUCAUUUGAAGUCAAUAAUUUGACUAAUUAUGAUGCAUUAAUGGCCAUACAAAAUCGCAUAUUCGAUCAUAAAAGCCAACCUGCAUCAACUAAUUCAGUCACAACGAAUCCAAUACAUACAUGUUGUCGUGGACGUACCACAUUGCAUGCAAAGGAAUAUGAGACACUUCGCAAAGAAGUUGAUGAUCUGCUCAAUGAGAACGCCUUAACUUGGAUUCUCGUUUAUGGCUCCGUUCUUUUGGAUCCGGAUUUCCUUAAGAUAGUCAUCGACGUAAAUAAUCAAAAGCAACCAUCCGUUACAACGGCAUUCGCUGUUCUCGGCUUAUUAGUUAAUGAAGAGAAACUGUUCACGGAUUGGAUUUGUCAGAGUGCUCCUUAUCAAGAAUACAUUAAUCAAACGUAUCCUAAUUAUGCAGAUCGUACUCGAAGAUUUUUUUCUCUACUGAAUUCCUCGCAAUCUCUUCGAGAACAUACAUUGCUUGUUCAAGAUAAUGGUGACUUGCCGAGUGCUCAAUUACAAGAAAUAUUAAAAGAUCUAUUUGAUCAAAAGCUAUCGAAAUAUUCAUCUAACGAUAAUAACGUUCGAUCUUCGAUGGAAAAAUUACUUGGACCACAUAAGCGAACGGUGCAACAUGUACGAUAUACUACAUCCAACUUAAAGUCUUAUUAUGCACGAAUUUUGAAGCGUCCUUUAGAAUCUCUUUGCAGUCGUUUGAAAAACAUUGACGAAGCAACUGAGGCGGUCCGUGAAGUAGUCUAUCUGGUGCUUCGUGAUAUGGUCUACGCCGAUAGAGAGAAGCAAAGAGCAUACAAACGACAUUUUCUAUGUGGAUUUAAGGAUUCAGAUGUUGAAAAUUCAGACACAAUCGCAGCUCAACUGAUUCUUUACGCACAACGACUGCUUGCUAGCUAUGAUGAAUCGACAUUUUCUCUUCUCUAUGCAAUUCUCUGGUGCAUCUGCCAAGUAUCGAAACACUUUUUCUUUCGUCACAAACUAUUCAGUAACACGCGCGAGACUUUCGAAUUGAGUCUUUCACUCGUAUGCCAUCAAAAUUAUGCUCUUAAACUCGCUGGCUUGGAUCUCUGUGAAAAGAUUCUUAAUGCUGAUCUAAAUGAACAUAGAUAUGCCAAUGUUUAUUUAUCAGUCGAUACAUCAACAGCACGAAAAAUUUUAAAUGCAAUUAUGCAGCUUUUAUUACCAUAUCAACGACUGAAGGAAAUGUACCGUGAUGAAGCACUCUCAUUCGAUUCUGAAUCAGAUGAGCGCAAAUCACGAAUGUUAUCGGAAAUAGACUACUGUUUUCAACAUACCGAAAUUUUAGCAAACUGGGUUAAUUUCGAAGUUUUAUCAUCUCUUUUCUAUGCAAGUUUUGACCAUUCUUCGCAAGUGACAGCAGAUGACGUUCACACAAUUGUUGACGCUAUCGAAGUUCUAGCCGAUUCAAAGUUCGCUGUAUCAUCUCAAAUUGCAGACAGGUCUAAUAACAAACUGCUGUUGAUCAUCCAAUUAUAUGCUCUGCUUACAUCGUUCCUUAUUAAUGGUUCGAUCCCAAUCAGUACUACGGUAAAACGACAAGUCCGUCUACUGACAAUAAUUCCAUCCACUAUUGGAGUGUUAUUUCGAAGUAGCUCAUCUCACAUGAACAAAGUCGAUAUACCCCUUCGUUUGUACUCUCUACUGGUACGAUCAAAAACGGAGCACAAUGACGAGGACGAGGACGAGGAUGAGAAAGGAUAUGUUGAAACACCUAACGUCAUCACAAUGGUUGAACCCGUCAAUCAGCCAAAGAAACCUUCAACAUCUACGAAAGAUCUACUAUCUGCAUACCAUUCGUUGCAUGAGCAGCUUCAAAUGUUAGGUCAACGCGACGAAACUGGAAAGCAAUUGAAGGAUUUUCAGAAAUUAUAUGAUAGCGAAUGGGAGAAAAUUAACAUUUUACAAUUAAAAUGCGAUUAUGAACACUUGAAACAGGAAAAGCAAUUACUUAAUGAAAGAUUUCAACAUCUCGAAGAAGAAUUACAACGUACAAAGGUCGAUCGAGAUGAAUAUCAAAAAGAGAAUAUUCGAAUGGCCAAAGAGAUCGAUCGUUUAAUAAAAUCAGGUACUUCUGCGAAUGUCGUCAUCCAAUCUGGCGAAAUUUCGACGAGUACUUCAUCACAAGCGAGCAAGCUGAACAGUUCAUUAGAAAGAUAUGCCAUCGAAGAGAAACAUUUAAGGACAAGGAUAUGCGAGAAUCGAUAUGCGGCUCAUUGA
Adineta ricciae is the source of this 2397-nucleotide messenger RNA. Lineage: Eukaryota; Metazoa; Rotifera; Eurotatoria; Adinetida; Adinetidae. The record is from the annotation of a GenBank genome assembly.